AUGAACCUCCUUCUUCAGAUUCCUGAGAGUCGCCUCGUCGGUGGAAUUGACACAGAUCCACAUUCGUGGCCAUGGGUGGUACAACUCACUUACAAAGGUGUGCACAAAUGUGGAGGAGCGCUGAUCGACGAGCAGUUCGUCCUGACAGCAGCACAUUGUUUUGCCAAGAACCGCAUGCCGACAAUGUACCGUAUCCAUGUCGGAGGGCACAGAUCUGGUGGUGGCAGAAUUCACUUCAUCCGAAAUAUCUCCAUUCAUGACCUGUUCAAUGUGGUGUGGCCAAGUUCGUAUGAUGUUGCACUACUCAGGAUUACUCCUUCGGUAAAACUUAAUGGGAGCACUACUGCUCAAGCCAUUUGCCUCCCAUCAUUUUCCGCUGUAACUCAUCAAAUGUGUGCUGCUGCAGGAUGGGGUAUGACGAGAGAGCGUGGACGGAGAGCUGAUGUUCUACAAGAGAUUCACGUUCCCAUCAUCCCGUUCGCUCAGUGUAACGAUCUCAGUCACUAUGCAGGUCGCAUCCAUCUACCGUCUAUGCUCUGCGCCGGCUACUCACAAGGCAUCAUUGACUCUUGCCAGGGUGAUUCUGGUGGACCACUGAUGUGCUCCAGCAUGGGUCGUUGGGAGCUUCAGGGCUUGGUUAGCUGGGGAAUCGGAUGCGGUCGACCAGGGCGACCUGGUGUGUAUUCGAAAGUCCAUGCAGCUUUGCCGUGGAUUCAGUCAGAGAUGAGCAAAUUGAGAGAUUAA
This is a messenger RNA of Cooperia oncophora, 744 nucleotides long. Lineage: Eukaryota; Metazoa; Nematoda; Chromadorea; Rhabditida; Trichostrongylidae. The record is from the annotation of a GenBank genome assembly.